Alternaria alternata is the source of this 506-nucleotide messenger RNA. RefSeq lists its product as hypothetical. Bases 137 to 472 code for a protein of 111 amino acids. The transcript is spliced from 2 exons. NCBI's taxonomy places the organism in Eukaryota, Fungi, Ascomycota, Dothideomycetes, Pleosporales, Pleosporaceae. The record is from RefSeq and is a predicted model, not a curated record.
GAGUGCCCUCGCGUGGCAGUAUCUCGUCGCUCAUUCGCCUACGCGAUAAGGCGAAGACUAGCCGCCUGGAUUGUUCAUCACGAGGGCGCUUGGCUAUCCCCACGCCACACCACGACUUGACAUGUGAAUUCGCCUCAUGGCCAGAAGCUUACAGCGGCUAUUACGAUCCAUCUUGAUGAAUUCGGCAUUUGUUAUCCUGCUCAUGUUACCAUGGAUCAAAGACGAGAAUGCUCCGCUCCCCGAGGAUAUAGCGGUCAUUGUCUUAGACGGGACGUGGGGUACCGAGUUAGGAAAGCCGGGGUGGGGAAGACUUGUGGAUUCUGCCCUCCACAGUCCACACACUUUUUUGCCUCUUGCUCCAUUCAUUCUCCAUAUCGUGCUGUGGAGAUAUUGUGGGUUUUCUCGAGACCCUGAUGUACCUUUGACCGGUUUUCAGUGUUUUGAAAUGGCAUUUUCCGUAACAAGAAGCUGAUGGAGAGGUUGCGUCAUUAUGGAGACCAAAUGGG